Messenger RNA from Naegleria lovaniensis, 690 nucleotides. RefSeq lists its product as uncharacterized. The transcript has a single exon. The record is from RefSeq and is a predicted model, not a curated record. Lineage: Eukaryota; Heterolobosea; Eutetramitea; Acrasida; Naegleriidae. The coding region runs from base 1 to 690 and encodes 229 amino acids.
AUGGAACGUUUCUAUGUCAAACGAAUGCUUGAAAAACUCUCUCCGAGCACUUUGUGUGAACACUCCUUGAAGGACUAUCAUGUCCAAGGAGUUCAGUAUUUAUGUUUGGAACGAUCCCAUCAAAUAACUACAAAAGUCUAUUUGCUAGAUCCUCAAUUACAUGGUGCUAGAUCUUCAUGUUCAUCUCAAAUUCAUUCACCAUUGGACUCUAAUGAUUCAACACCAAAAUUGGAUGAUGGUCAUGUAGCAAAUCCACACAAUCAUCGAUAUCAUUUUAAAACGACAGUAUUAGCAGGUCAAAUGGUGAAUAAGGUCUUUGAGGAACGACCAUGGAUUGAAACUUGUCGUAAUAAGAAAGAUCAUGCUCACUUGUUUUGGAAAUUUGCAUACUUUUAUCAAAAUCAUGAAUUUGUGAAAAUGAAUCAAGUCGUAUUGGAACCCACACAAUGGGAACAUGUACAUUUGGGAGAAUCGUAUGAAUUAAGUCCAGAACAAAUUCAUACCAUUCAAGUGAGUGAUCAAGAGUUCACAGUUCUGUUUUUACAACAAUUUCAAGAUGUGGUGUCCAAUGAAUUUCCUGGAGCUUUUUAUUGUCGAGAAAGUGAACCACCCAAUGUGCAAGGAUUGUACUCGAGAUAUUCAGAGAUGGAAGUUGAUGAAUUGAGACGAAAAAUUUUGGAAUUGAUUUGA